AUGGCGUGCUCAGGUUACCAACCAGACAACACCUUCUUUGUGGAAUCGGACGAGAUCAGCCAACGCAUGACCAUGCGUGAUGCUGCCCGGAUGCUUGCCCGGAACAAGCAAGAGAUGAUCGCCAAUGAGCUCUCAAGGCUGGCCUGUGAUGAGUAUCUGGAGGACAUCAUGCAGCACAUGCGUCAGAUGGAGGACGAGACAUUACCCGAUGCCAACCUGAUCGACAUGCAGCGCGAGAUCCAGUGGUAUAUGCGCCCGUAUCUCAUCGACUUCCUGGUCGAGGCUCACUCCGCCUUCUCUCUCCUCCCCGAGACCCUGUUCCUUGCGGUCAACCUUCUCGACCGAUACUGCUCGAAGCGGGUUGUCUACAAACAGCACUACCAGUUGGUCGGCAGUGCCGCCCUUCUCAUCGCUGCCAAGUACGGGGACAAGAAGGACCGGGUGCCUCAGAUCAACGAGUUGAACAACAUGUGCUGUGGUCUCUACGACGCAGGGAUGUUUACGCAGAUGGAGAUGCACGUCCUCAACACCUUGGAGUGGAACAUUGGGCAUCCGACCGUUGACUUUUUCACGAAGUUGGUCGUGGCCGAGGAGCAUGACAGCAGGGAGGUAGAGCACAUGGCGGCGUACAUCUGCGAGAUUGCUCUCUAUCACCGGGACUUCGUGUCAACAAAGCCCUCCGUCAUGGCACGGGCUUCGCUUGCUCUCGGCCGGGCCAUUCUUGGCAAGCCUGAGGUCAAUGAUGGCGAAUGGGAUCAUUCUGACAACGUGACACUACUUACCCUGUCACAGCAUCUACAUCAGCCGUCGGUCAUCCUUGCGAGAAAGUACUCGAGCCAGUAUUACUCCCGGGUCUCGGACAAACUCGCCGACUUCCUCGCCCAGCAGGCCGCCAUCGCGCGCAGAGCCGUACCGCCGUCACCACCAGCGGAGUCGACGCUUUCCAACAAGGCCCAAGACAUUUACAGCACCCCCCACAAAGGACUAGGAGCUGUUCCAGGUGUGGCUGACGGUUACAUGACGCCGCCCAUCACGCCUGAUGGCACGUGUUUCGGGCAGAACAAUGCCGCGAUGAAGGAUUACCAGAUGCCUCCUCGCUGCCCCGUCACUCCGACCCCUCAGCCGAGCCACGGGACAUUGUAUCCGCAAACGCACGUCCCACAACAGCAGCAGCCACAUACAAUGGCGGGGCCGACCUACUUUGGCGCUCCGUCUCAUAUGUCGUACUGA
This is a messenger RNA of Dichotomopilus funicola, 1230 nucleotides long. Its product is annotated as cyclin-like protein. Gene Ontology annotation, cellular component: nucleus; spindle pole body; cyclin-dependent protein kinase holoenzyme complex. Gene Ontology annotation, molecular function: cyclin-dependent protein serine/threonine kinase regulator activity. The transcript is spliced from 2 exons. Gene Ontology annotation, biological process: mitotic cell cycle phase transition; regulation of cyclin-dependent protein serine/threonine kinase activity. The coding region runs from base 1 to 1230 and encodes 409 amino acids. NCBI's taxonomy places the organism in Eukaryota, Fungi, Ascomycota, Sordariomycetes, Sordariales, Chaetomiaceae. The record is from RefSeq and is a predicted model, not a curated record.